CGGCGGCAGCCGAGCGGUGGCGGGGCUGUCACCUUAGCGAGCCCGGCUCCUGGCGCUUUCCCGGGCCGUUCCUUCCGUUUCCCCGGGCUCCCGGCGUUGACAUCUGCAGAGCGGAUUGCUGUAUGUGCGCGCGCGCGGGAACGGAAGAAUGGCAGUGCUCAAACUCUGCGACCAGCCACCACUGGUCCAAGCAAUCUUCAGUGGCGAUCCAGAGGAGAUCCGCAUGCUCAUCCACAAGACUGAAGAUGUGAAUGCACUGGAUUCUGAGAAACGAACCCCGCUUCAUGUUGCUGCGUUCCUGGGAGAUGCGGAGAUCAUUGAACUCCUGAUUUUGUCAGGAGCUCGUGUAAAUGCCAAGGACAACAUGUGGCUGACCCCACUGCACCGGGCUGUUGCUUCCAGAAGUGAAGAGGCAGUGCAAGUAUUGAUUAAACACUCGGCUGAUGUCAAUGCAAGGGACAAGAAUUGGCAGACCCCCCUCCAUGUGGCAGCAGCCAAUAAGGCUGUCAAGUGUGCAGAAGUGAUCAUUCCCCUACUGAGCAGUGUCAAUGUCUCUGACCGCGGGGGGCGCACAGCCUUGCACCACGCGGCUCUGAAUGGACACAUGGAGAUGGUCAAUUUACUCUUGGCCAAAGGGGCAAACAUCAAUGCAUUUGACAAGAAGGACCGACGUGCUCUCCACUGGGCAGCAUACAUGGGCCACCUGGACAUUGUGGUGAUGCUCAUUAACCACGGUGCAGAAGUCACCUGCAAGGAUAAGAAGGGCUACACCCCGCUGCACGCUGCAGCCUCCAACGGUCAGAUCAGCGUUGUCAAACAUCUCCUGAACCUGGGGGUGGAGAUUGAUGAAAUCAAUGUCUAUGGAAACACAGCGCUUCACAUUGCCUGCUACAAUGGCCAGGAUGCUGUCGUUAAUGAGCUGACCGACUACGGUGCUAACGUGAACCAGCCCAACAACAGUGGCUUCACCCCUCUGCACUUCGCAGCGGCGUCCACUCAUGGUGCUCUGUGUCUGGAACUGUUAGUGAACAAUGGGGCCGAUGUGAACAUUCAGAGUAAGGAUGGCAAAAGUCCUCUGCACAUGACAGCUGUCCAUGGACGGUUCACACGGUCACAAACCCUCAUCCAGAAUGGAGGUGAAAUCGACUGUGUCGAUAAGGAUGGCAACACGCCUCUCCAUGUGGCUGCAAGAUAUGGUCACGAGCUUCUGAUUAACACCCUAAUAACUAGCGGAGCCGACACAGCCAAGUGUGGAAUCCAUAGCAUGUUCCCCCUACAUUUAGCUGCUCUAAAUGCUCACUCUGACUGCUGCAGGAAGUUGUUAUCAUCUGGCUUUGAAAUAGACACCCCAGAUACGUUUGGAAGAACAUGCCUCCACGCCGCUGCUGCAGGAGGCAAUGUCGAAUGUAUAAAGCUCUUGCAGAGCAGCGGAGCAGAUUUUCACAAAAAGGACAAAUGUGGGAGGACCCCUUUGCACUAUGCCGCUGCAAAUUGUCAUUUCCACUGUAUUAAAGCAUUAGUGACCACUGGAGCCAACGUUAAUGAAACAGAUGACUGGGGACGGACAGCUCUGCACUAUGCUGCUGCAUCAGACAUGGAUAGAAAUAAGAUGAUCUUAGGAAAUGCCCAUGACAAUUCUGAAGAACUUGAAAGAGCCAGAGAAGUGAAGGAAAAAGAUGCUGCACUAUGUCUAGAAUUUCUGCUUCAAAAUGAUGCAAACCCAUCCAUCCGGGACAAAGAAGGCUACAAUAGCAUCCACUAUGCUGCUGCCUAUGGCCACAGGCAGUGUCUAGAACUGCUUUUGGAAAGAACCAACACUGAUUUUGAAGAAUCAGAUGGUGGUGCUCUCAAGAGUCCACUCCACUUAGCGGCCUACAAUGGGCACCAUCAAGCCUUGGAAGUCCUUCUCCAGACCCUAGUGGACCUGGACAUAAGGGAUGAGAAAGGCCGGACAGCUCUGUACCUAGCUGCUUUCAAGGGACACACAGAAUGUGUGGAAGCACUUGUUAACCAGGGUGCAUCUAUCUUUGUAAAAGACAAUGUCACCAAAAGAACUCCACUUCAUGCCUCAGUUAUUAAUGGUCACACACUGUGUUUGAGGCUACUACUUGAAACAGCAGACAACCCAGAAGUGGUUGAUUUGAAAGAUGCCAAGGGACAAACCCCACUGAUGCUGGCAGUAGCAUAUGGACACAUUGACGCUGUUUCAUUGUUACUUGAAAAGGAUGCAAACGUAGAUGCUGUUGACACAGUGGGCUGCACAGCUUUACAUAGAGGGAUUAUGACAGGACAUGAGGAAUGUGUGCAAAUGCUGCUGGAACAAGAAGCUUCAAUCCUCUGUAAAGAUUCCAGAGGGAGGACACCCCUGCACUAUGCAGCUGCUCGGGGCCAUGCCACAUGGCUGAAUGAAUUGCUCCAGAUUGCACUUUCUGAAGAGGACUGUUGUCUCAAAGACAACCAGGGAUACACGCCGCUGCACUGGGCUUGUUACAAUGGUAAUGAAAACUGUAUAGAGGUACUUUUGGAGCAAAAGUGUUUUCGAAAAUUUAUUGGUAAUCCCUUCACUCCACUGCACUGUGCAAUAAUAAAUGGUCAUGAGAGCUGUGCAUCAUUGCUCCUGGGGGCCAUAGAUUCCAGCAUUGUCAGCUGUAGGGAUGACAAAGGCAGGACAACUCUCCAUGCGGCAGCCUUCGGUGAUCAUGCGGAGUGCUUGCAGCUGCUUCUGAGACAUGAUGCUCAAGUGAAUGCCAUAGACAAUUCAGGGAAAACAGCGCUGAUGAUGGCUGCUGAGAACGGGCAGGCAGGCGCUGUGGAUAUUUUGGUGAACAGUGCCCAGGCUGACCUGACUGUGAAGGACAAGGACUUGAAUACUCCCUUACACCUGGCUAUCAGUAAAGGCCAUGAGAAAUGUGCCUUGUUAAUACUUGACAAGAUACAAGACGAGAGCCUUAUCAACGCAAAGAACAGUGCACUGCAGACACCCCUCCAUAUUGCUGCACGCAAUGGCUUGAAGGUGGUAGUUGAAGAAUUGCUGGCCAAAGGAGCCUGCGUACUUGCUGUAGAUGAAAACGGUCAUACCCCGGCCCUGGCUUGUGCUCCUAACAAAGACGUGGCUGACUGCCUGGCCCUCAUUCUGGCUACCAUGAUGACUUUUUCUCCUUCCAGUACAAUGACGGCUGUCAACUUCGUUUGUUUUAGAAAAGACAAUUUGAGCAGAACGACCCUCUCCAAUCUGGGUAGUAGGGUUAGUCUGUGCAGUAACAAUCUUGGCUCUGAGGAUGGGUACAAUGAAAAUGAUUCUGAUUCGGAAACAUUCUGACUUUGGACAGUAGAGGUGUUUCCCCCAAUACCUGUGUUUUAGGAAGGGAUGGAAGCUUGAAUUCCAGGUUACACUGUGUUCAGGCAUUUGAGGCCAAGCUUCCAGAAGCCAGCAGAAAAGGAGUCAGUCUAACCAAAAGAGGACAACUAGGCCAUAGGCUGAAACACACACAAAUGGGCUUGGGCUUUGUUUUGCUUCAUGUUUUCUUCAGGCCUAUGGUACUUCUAUGAAAGUCUACCUCUCAUUUUAUGUAAGGACAAAAAAUUAAGUAUUCUUCAUCUUUGGGGAUAAUGCAACAGAGAGACAAAUAUUCAGUCUAAAGAUUUUUUUUUCACCAGUUAGUUCUGUGAGGUCAGUCAAGGUGACAUUCAUUUCCCCUAGGAGGGGCGGGAAGAGGAGAUGGGAAAUGCCUGGGCCCUCUUCUCACUCUGAUGUUUACUUCCUCACUAGAAGUCAAAGGACAAGGUUCAUCUUUAGAUAUAAUGCCUAUAAUUGUCCUCUUAAGGAAAUCUGCCUGACGCCACCUCGUUGUAGGAAGCAUAUAAAUGCCUAGAACCUCUUCCUAGGAUCUCAGUUAAAGUUGCCAGGUGAAUGUGAACAUCGUUCAUGCUUUUUUGUUAAACAUAAAUGAAAUAGCACCCAGGGCUCCACAUAAGAAACAUGUGAGUCAUUUUUCAAUGGAGUAAUGGAUCCCAAAUUUAUCCAAUAACAUUUCAGGUGAAAUUAUAUUGUGCCAAAACUUGAAACAAUAUGCAAGUCAAAUAGGAAAUUACCAUUCAUUUGAAUUUGCUCUAAAAUGAAAGUACUAACUUUAUAAGGGCAUCAGAAUGGCUGGUACUGUCCUUCAAUAGUAGGAUAGCAAAGUAGCUGCUCAGCCAAGGUCAUGCCAUAAGCGUGACAGUGUACCUGGAAAGGAACCAAGGAAAUGACAGCAGGAAGCAGAAAUGGUUGGUGUGGAGGUGCAAGCCAACUGCCAGUUGUUUGGUAAUGAAAUCAGCAUUGUGAAUACUCUGUCUGCUCCCUCUGCCAAAGCUUCUAGGUCGAAUGGACCCCGUUCUCCACCUGGAACGGCUGUACGAAAAGAAGAAUGAGACUUUAAGAAUUAUGCACAUACACAUGCACACAUGUGUGUAUAUUUAUGUAUGUACUUCAUCAACCAGCUAUCCAUGAGGACCAAAAUGCUUCUGCCUAAACUGGGAUAUUUUAAACAUUUUUCUUUCUACAUGCAAGUGAGAACUGUAGUAACUUUUCUAUGGGGUUAAAAUGUAAUCUUUUUGCAUACAAGUCUUUAUUGUAUUUUAUAUUUCUAAUGACGCAGAUUUCUAGUUGAUGGCUUGACAAUUUGUAACUGAUGAUAUGUUGACCACAGGUUUUUGUUUUCAAACUAGAGAAUAUGUCUAUAUACUUUGAUGUAAAUGUGUUUAUAUUUAUUUGAAGUGAAAGAAAUGCCAAGAAAUACCCACUGUUUAGGCUUGCUCUCUCUUUGUCUUCGUCUCCAUCUCCACCUCCCUCUCCCUCCCUUCUUCUCCCUCUGUCUCUCUCUCCUCUCUCUCUCUGUGUCUCUCCUCUCACUCUC
Grammomys surdaster is the source of this 4895-nucleotide messenger RNA. It is a transcript of the gene Ankrd44, whose product is annotated as ankyrin repeat domain 44. Bases 149 to 3319 code for a protein of 1056 amino acids. Gene Ontology annotation, molecular function: protein binding. The record is from RefSeq and is a predicted model, not a curated record. Gene Ontology annotation, cellular component: cytoplasm. NCBI's taxonomy places the organism in Eukaryota, Metazoa, Chordata, Mammalia, Rodentia, Muridae. The transcript is spliced from 28 exons.